Messenger RNA from Moneuplotes crassus, 1257 nucleotides. The record is from the annotation of a GenBank genome assembly. NCBI's taxonomy places the organism in Eukaryota, Ciliophora, Spirotrichea, Euplotida, Euplotidae.
AAGGAUCCUAAAAUUGCUAAAUUAGCUAAAGAUCACGAAAUAAUGGUGCAAAGAGAUCUUCAAAGAAUAAUAGAAGAUCAGAAGACUGAAGCCGAGUCUGAGCAAGAAGAAAACAAAAAGAUGAUGGAGGAGAUUUCUACUAAGAGCUGAGAUCUCGUUUACAGCCUUCAGUCUGUCCAAGAGGCUUUUACAACUCAGGAACAGAUCUGUGACCAUCAUCCUAACCUUACAGAAUUGAGGUACGAUUAUCCAGAUUUCUAUUUUGAUGCUAAGAGAAAAUAUUGUGGGGAUCUUUCUGACCAAGUGCCGGAUGAACGAAGGAUUGCUGAUUACUUAGAGCUCAAUUUCCCAUUAUACACGCCUCCCAAAAGAAAGAGUAAGGCAGAAGGGACUUCAUUCUUGAUAAACUGGCAGGUCCUGAAAGAUAAGGAGUCUUGCCAAAAUGCAACAGAAGAGGAGGAAAAAGAAAGCUUAAAUAGUAUCCAAGUAUUGACUAAAGAGCAAUGUGAAAACAUUAAGGUGAUUGCGAUAUCAUUCUGAAGUUAUGGGAUGAGAGAACUCAUUCAGAUAUUUAGAAACCCUCUGAUAAAGAAUGUAGAGAGAUUAGACCUCAACUGGAAGGAAAAAGAUAUGUUUCCUAAAAUGACUCCUGUUUUCUGCAAAUAUUUAUGCCAAUUUAUUGAAACAAAAGUUAAUAAGACGCUCUCUAUUUCUAAAUUUCAACUGCAUUCUUCUCAGCUUAAUCUGAUCUUGAAGGCAGGAAAGAAAUUGGGGCGAAUCUUAAUUAAUGGGUGAUGCAUCCUAGAUAAGAACAGAGUUCAGCUAAAUUGAAAGGAAUUAUACACAAAAGAGUUGUCUGAAGAUUUUGAGGAAUUUGUACUUCUUGAAAAGACCUUGCAAAUGAAAGAACUUAAGAUUUGUAAUAACUACCAUGGAGAUUUGAACAAAAAUAAUGGAAAGCCAGGAUUUGAUAAGUUGAAGAAGGUGCAUCCAAGUCAAUUCGAGAGACUAUGGAAAAGUUUAAGCGAGAAUGUGCAUUCAAAUAACCUUCCAAAUAUUUAUAUCGAUGGCUUCUCAUCAAUGUCUGAGACCUUAGUCAAACUAGGCAAGAAAAAGCAAAAGAAGAAGGAAAAAGAGAAGAAACAGAAAAUAGAUUUUUAUAAGAAAGAUGAAGGAUCUAUGUCCUAAUUUUUUGCCAAGGAGAACCCUUUGGUGGGAGUAUAUAUAAUUCAAACUUAUUUGUAAAACAACUGCUAG